CAGCAUAUAAACACACUCAGCAACAUCAGCUUUCGGAAACCCAUAUUCAGGCUAUUUCAACAUAUACAAGAGAUAAACUCACAACUUCAAAAUGUCCUCCUACCUUGUCACGGGAGCUUCCAGAGGGCUUGGGUUUGAGUUCCUCCGCCAGCUAUCUAAUGACCCAGCGUCGACAGUUAUUGGCUUCAGCCGCAACAAGAAGGCCACCGAGGAGAAGGUGAAGGCUGAGCUUAACCGUGAGAACGUGCACAUUGUGGAAGCAGAUCCCUCGGAUUAUGCAGCAUUAAAGCGAGCGGUCGAAGAGACGUCCAGGCUGACUGGUGGGACACUCGACUACAUCAUCGCAAACGCAGCCUUGGUAUCAGAGUAUUCGGAGUUCAAAUCUAUUGGUACCCUAGGAGAAGAUCCCGAAAUCCUGGAAAAGGACAUCCAUGACUCGAUCCAAACCAACGUCUUGGGAACAAUUCAUCUGUUCAACCUCUUCAUCCCACUCCUCAGAAAGGGGUCCGCGAAGAAAGCCAUAGCUAUCUCGACGGGUAUGGCAGAUGUAGAGCUCAUCAGAAAUUAUGAUGUAGGCAUCGCUGGUCCUUACGCCCUCAGCAAGGCUGCCCUGAACGUAGCAGUGGCCAAAUUCAGCGCUCAGUAUCGCAAGGAAGGCAUUCUCUUCAUGUCCAUCUCACCUGGCUUUGUUGACACAGGCAAGACCCCGCAGCCAACUGAGGAAGAAUUGAAGGGUAUCCAAGCAAUGGGGGCGGCAUUUGCAACCUAUGCGCCGAAUUUCACCGGGCCCAUAAGUUCCGAGGAAUCGGCCAAGGCGGUGUUAUCUGUCAUUAAGAAGGCAAGCGUUGAGAAUGGCGACGGAGGUUCAUUCGUUUCUCACUUUGGUGACAAGCAGUGGCUCUGAUCGUGCCUAUUGAGUGUAUUUAGGAACUACACGGAGGGGUAAUUGUACCAUCCAGCCGGAUAUAGCUGAGCAUGGGACAAUACAAGAAAGAGCCUGGAAGCAUGUACAUUGGAC
This is a messenger RNA of Macroventuria anomochaeta, 1018 nucleotides long. Its product is annotated as NAD(P)-binding protein. Gene Ontology annotation, molecular function: oxidoreductase activity, acting on the CH-OH group of donors, NAD or NADP as acceptor. The transcript has 5 exons. NCBI's taxonomy places the organism in Eukaryota, Fungi, Ascomycota, Dothideomycetes, Pleosporales, Didymellaceae. The record is from RefSeq and is a predicted model, not a curated record. Bases 92 to 904 code for a protein of 270 amino acids.